AUGCCAACAGAACCAAAGCAUGGCCUCGCGGCCCGGACACGCGUUCUCGACGCACACAAGGCUGGGCAGGACUGGGCCUUAGUAGCCGAUUGCAACGGAAUUCCAGCUACAACGGCUCGGACUAUCGUCGAGCGAGGAACCCCGGACAUCAAGAAGAGAGGCGGCGCGCGGGCGACAUGCACUAAGUGCACGCCGGAGAUGGAGGAGGCCCUCGUAGAAUACCUGGAGGAUAACUGCCAAUACACGCUCGUGCAGAUGCAGGAGAUGCUGCACUUCGACUUUGGAGGCCGAGCUCUAAUUGGCCAGCGUGCUGUUGUCAAACUCCCGCCCUCCAAAGGAGCGAACCUGCAGCUGCAAUGCGCCGUGUCACCUGAGGUGGGCCUGGUGCACUACGCUAAACAGAGAGGCAGCAUUAAAAUGGAGGUCAAUGCUGCGUUUGUGGACGCGGUGUACGAGGCGGUCAAGCGCCACGACGUGUACCGCGACCACUUCGCUGGCAAGACGGUUGUCAUUGUCUUAGACAACGCUCCUGCUCAUAGCCAGACUGAGGAUCUGAUUACUGAGCAGGAGGACUUGGAGCUGUUGCGGUUGGCGCCAUACUCCCCCAUGUGUAACCCGAUUGAGGUGUAUUAA
Messenger RNA from Phytophthora infestans T30-4, 633 nucleotides. RefSeq lists its product as uncharacterized. NCBI's taxonomy places the organism in Eukaryota, Oomycota, Peronosporomycetes, Peronosporales, Peronosporaceae. The coding region runs from base 1 to 633 and encodes 210 amino acids. Gene Ontology annotation, molecular function: nucleic acid binding. The transcript has 3 exons. The record is from RefSeq and is a predicted model, not a curated record.